This is a messenger RNA of Schistosoma margrebowiei, 1074 nucleotides long. The record is from the annotation of a GenBank genome assembly. Lineage: Eukaryota; Metazoa; Platyhelminthes; Trematoda; Strigeidida; Schistosomatidae.
AUGAAAGAAUUUCAGGUCUUUAUGCAAUUAUCACCAUUCUUUCGUAUGCUUCUUAUAUACACGAUCGGUAUGUUUGGUGGAGGACUAAUUGUCCACUUUUACUAUGUACAACAUGAAGAGGAUUUGUAUACAGCAGCACUGUUUGCAGCCAAGUCACCGAGAUUGACAGCAAACGAUAAUGCAUAUAAACAGUUGAUUGUUUCAAACGAUUCAAUACACGAACAUGCAUUACAACAUUUAGCCGAGGCAACGUUGGCCAACGUAUUGGCUAAACAAGUACGUGUGUUCUGUUGGAUACUAACAAUGCCAGCGAAUCAUAAAUCAAAAGCUGUUCAUGUGAAAGCUACGUGGGCUGGUCGAUGUAAUAACUAUUUAUUCAUUAGUAGUGAAACUGAUUCGCAUCUUCCUUCAAUAGCUGUUAUCAAUACUGAAGGUCGCAACUUAUUGUGGAAUAAAACAGCUGGAGCGAUAAAAUACAUGGCAAAACAUUAUGCUAAUGAUUACGAUUACUUCAUGAAGGCGGAUGAUGAUUCAUAUGUGAUUGUAGAGAAUCUGCGCAAAAUUUUACGUAAAGAAAAUCCCGAUAAACCAUUCAUCAUGGGCAGACGAUUCAAGCCAUUUAUUAAACAAGGAUAUAUGUCCGGUGGUGGAGGAUAUGUGCUAUCUCGAGCUGGUCUUUUGAAUAUCGCUAAUGGUUUAGAAAAUAAUACCGUUUGUCAAAGUAAUAAAUAUGCAUUAGAUGAAGAUGUGAAACUUGGAUCUUGUGCUGAAGCUACAAAUGUUUCAGUAAUUGAUAGUCUAGAUGCAGAAGGACGUGAAUGCUUUCAUCCGUUCUCUCCAUCACAUAUGCUCACAAAAAACGCAAACGGCUACCCAGAAUGGUACCUAAGGUAUAAUUACCACAGAAUAGAUACAGGAUUCGAUUGUUGCAGUGAUUAUGCUGUCUCAUUCCAUUAUAUUAGACCUGAAGAAAUGUAUCUCUAUGAAUAUAUGCUGUACCAUCUACAUCCUUAUGGGAUACAUCGAGAUUAUAUGGAUUUAAUGAAUUAUUUACAACAGAAUAGAAUUUCCUGA